Phaethon lepturus (White-tailed tropicbird) is the source of this 402-nucleotide messenger RNA. RefSeq names its product ovalbumin-related protein X-like. Gene Ontology annotation, molecular function: serine-type endopeptidase inhibitor activity. Gene Ontology annotation, biological process: negative regulation of endopeptidase activity. Lineage: Eukaryota; Metazoa; Chordata; Aves; Phaethontiformes; Phaethontidae. The record is from RefSeq and is a predicted model, not a curated record. The annotation marks the transcript as partial. The transcript has a single exon.
CUUGAGAACAAAAUCAGCUUUGAAAAACUUACAGAGUGGACCAGUCCCAAUGUGAUGGAAAAGAAGAGAGUGAAAGUGUACCUCCCACGCAUGAAGAUUGAGGAAAGAUAUAACCUCACGUCUGUCUUAAUGGCCUUGGGUAUGACCGACCUGUUCAGCCCUUCGGCCAAUCUGUCUGGCAUCUCUUCAGCAGAGAGCCUGAAGAUAUCUGAGGCCAUCCAUGAGGCGUACAUGGAAGUCAAUGAAGAGGGCACCGAGAUGGCAGGCUCAGUGGGUGUCAUGGGAGACAUCAAACAUUCUUCUGCCUUUGAAGAAUUCAGGGCUGACCACCCUUUCCUUUUCUUGAUCAAACACAAUCCAACCAACAGCAUCCUCUUCUUUGGUAGAUAUUGUUCCCCCUAA